Molecule: messenger RNA, 618 nt
Organism: Salvia miltiorrhiza (redroot sage)
Lineage: Eukaryota; Viridiplantae; Streptophyta; Magnoliopsida; Lamiales; Lamiaceae
Exons: 1
Coding region: 1-618 (205 amino acids)
Source: RefSeq, a predicted model, not a curated record
AUGGGAAGAAUGGAGCCUUAUGUCGAGAGUUGUGGGAUAUGCGGCGAGUUCGGACAUGGAGUAAAUGAAUGCAACCGGAUAGGUGAGUUCACACCCAAGGGACAGGCCGAGGCGUACGCUGCACAGGGGUACCAGGGAAGACUGCCUUACGAGCAACGCCAUCUAUACAAUCAAGGGCAGCAGAGCUCGGGUUGGAAGAACUCAGCUCCUGGCCAAAGGGCAGGAUUAAAUCAAAAUAGCCAAUUCCGCCAACCCACGCAGCAGAUGGGCUAUCAAAGUAAACAACUGUUUUACCCACUACAACCGCAAUAUCCUCCUCAGCAGUACCGACAGCAAUACUCGCAGCAGUACUCCAUGCCGCAAGGGAACUUUCAGCCGCAACACUUCCAGAAUGCGCAGCAGAUGCCACCGCCGAAACUGUCGCUGGAGGAGACUUUGCAGUCUUUCAUGGAGGUCAGCAAGCAAAACAUGGAGGUGACCAAGCAGGAUAUGGAAUCUCAGUCCGCAACCAUAAAAAGACUUGAGACCAUCGUGGGGCAACUGUCGGGCACUCUAAACUUGUUGCAGCAGCAGCAGCAGCCCAGAAAACUUCAUGGCCAGCCCUUGCAGACUCACUAA